UUCGGUGCAAAUUUAAAUGCCCUUGACAACAAAGGAAACUCAGCUGUUUUUUACGCGGUUAAGCGCCGCGCUGAAGCAAUCGCCGAGAAACUUGUUCAAGCUGGGGUCAGCAUAGAGGGCAAAGAUGAAGAAGGACGAACAGUUUUAAAUUUCGCCUUUGAACAUAGUCAUGAAAAACUGAUUCGUCUCCUGUUGAAGUAUGUCGACAGUAACGGAACCUCUGCCGUUUUUUACGCUAUCAAGAACCGCGAACUCGCAAUUGCAGAGAAUAUGAUUAAAGAAGGAGCCAACGCGGAAGGAAAGGAUAAAGAAGGACGAACAGUUUUACAUCUUGCUGCAGAAGAUGGCAAUGAAAUUCUGGUUGAUCUGCUGUUAAAAAAUAACGCUGAUGUAAAGCAAGUAGACAGUAAAAGAAACUCUGUCCUACAUUCUGCUGUGAGUGGAGGUAAUGUUGCCAUCGCUGAGAAACUCAUUAAAGCUGGAGCCAGCGUAGAGGGCAUAAAUAGCGAAGGACAAACAGUGUUACAUUGUGCUGCAAAAUAUGGCAAUGAGAUUCUGGUUGAUCUGCUCUUAAAAAAUAACGCUGAUGUAAAGAAAAUAGACAGUAAAGGAAACUCUGUCCUACAUUCCGCUGUCGGUGGAGGCAAUGUCGCCAUCGCUGAGAAACUCAUUAAAGCUGGAGCCAGCGUAGAGGGCAUAAAUAACGAAGGACAAACAGUGUUACAUCUUGCUGCAAAAUAUGGCAAUGAAAUACUGGCUGAUCUGCUCUUAAAAAAUAACGCUGAUGUAAAGCAAAUAGACAGUAAAAGAAACUCUAUCCUACAUUCCGCUGUCAAUGGAGGCAAUGUCGCCAUCGCUGAGAAACUCAUUAAAGCUGGACUCAGUGUAAAAGCAAAAAAUGACAAAGGACAAACAGUUUUGCAUCUUGCUGUACAACGUGAUGAUGAAAGAAUGCUUGACUUUUUAUUAAAGUAUAACGUAAAUGUGAACAAUCUAGACUAUAGAGGCAAAUCUGCUUUAUACUUCGCUCUAAAGAAGAGUUUUGAGACAGCUAACCAUAAGUUAGCUUUCAUGCUUGCAAAAGCAGGAGCGAAAGCACCUUUAAUAAAGGAGGAGAAAGGAAGGACAUUGUUACACAUUGCUGUGUGGGAAAAUAAAAUCGACGUUCUCAAAAUUCUAGUCAAAUGUGGCGUCUUUUUAAGUGAUUGCGAUGAUGAAGGUGAAACAUCAUUGCACCUCGCUGUGAGUUUAGGGUAUGCUGAUGCUGCUAGAAUCCUUGUUGAGGCAGGGGCUGAUGUCAACAUUAGGAAUAAGAAAAAUCUCACACCAUUGCACCUUGCUGUAAUGCUAAGUCAGGAUGAGGUUAUUAAAUUACUUCUUGAACACGAAGCAAAUCCCACCUUUGAAGAUCAUCGUGGGCGAACAGCAUUAAGAUGUGCCGUUAAUUUGCAUCGAAAGCAUGAUAUUAUCCAGAGGAUAGAAGAAGGAAUUGAACGUCUUUCGCUCAAAGAUAAAUUAGCUACCAUUGGUCCGAGCGGAGGUGUAAUCCAGUUAGAUGAAGUCACUCUUGAAAUACCAGCUGGUUCUCUAACUGAGGACACAAAGAUAACUCUAGCUAAAAAAGACCCGCGAGAUUUCAUCCCAAACUCGUUGCAAAGAUUACGUUUGCCUGUUGCGAGGCAACGUGCUGUCGAACUUCUUCCCCGCGGCUUGAAAUUCCUAAAACCAGCAGUUCUUUUAAUCAGAUCAAAAUGGACUGUUUUCAAUUCUAAGCAUUUUAUUCUUCAUGGCUCUUACAAUGACAAUCAGCAAAAGAUGGUGUGGAACGUGAUGACCCAUGAUAUCAACAGCGAUGAAGACAAGGAAGUUUUAAUUGCAAAAAUAAACGGCUUCUCUGUCGUCUCUGAUAUUUUUUUAACGAUACGUGGAAUGUUCGCUCGAAUCCAAUGUCAUUACAACUACUCGUUCGUUUGUCGUGCCUAUGUCUUGUAUCGCAGACAACGGUCAAUGGCAGCUAUAGAUAUUGCUGUUGUCCUAAUCAGCGAGUUUGUUGACGUCAAUGACGAAGAAGAUAUUAAACAGUUGAAGGAUCAUUUUGACGAAGGAUACCUCAUAGGGGAGAAAGGAAGUUUGACGCGUGUUAACACUGACCGCCGUCUUCAAAUAUGUAUAAAUUUCCUUGGAGUCGAGAGCAACCAAGAUUCAUUCAAGAUUAAUCAAAUCUUACUGGAUUCUGAUGGUUAUGUUUAUGCGAUCAACAAUAUUUCAGGAGUUGCAUUAGCUGGUCCAGUAGAUGGAAAUGUUGAGAUAAGAGAAGAAAUCGAAGAUGUGUUGUUAUGGAAAUUGACUGUAAGAGAGGAGGAAACUCAUGUUCAAAGCUCAGAAACGGAACGAAUACCUGAAGAGGGUCCAGUAGAUGGAAAUGUUGAGAUAAGAGAAGAGAUCGAAGAUGUGUUGUUAUCGAAAUUGAAUGUAAGAGAGGAGGAAACUCAUGUUGUAUAUCAAACGACGAAGCUCACGAACGCUGAAAUAAGUCGGAUAAGCUGCAGACUUGGAUUGGAAUGGGACAGUCUAGCUGGACUCCUGGAUAUUCCGUACUAUGAGCGCGAGAAUAUCAGAUUCAAUUACCUAGAUUUUUUCUCAAAAGCCGAGAAAGUUCUCCUGAUCUUUAUUAAUAGCCAGUUCUUUGAUCGUCAUAUUUUGGAGAAGUGCUUCAAUGAAUUAAAGCGACAAGAUUUGAUAGAUAUAAUGCUUCCAAUGGAGAACGAGAUUCAAACGGAAGCCGUAGAAACCGGAUCGUCAGAAACUCAAGACUCCGAGAACAAACAACUAGAUAAGACACGUCUUUCUUCACGAGAGUCAUACAGAAUUAGUCGAUGCAUUGUUGAGGACUGGAUGAGGCUUGCUGGUCUUUUAGACAUAGCCACAGAAGACAGGAUUAUCAUUCGUAGUGAAAAUAAAUACAAUGACGUCUGCAGUCAAGCUGAGAAAAUGUUAUCGAUUUUCAAUCGUAGCAAAGAUUUCUCACGCGAAAAACUAGCUUGCUGCUUGGAGGAAAUUGGUCUGCUUUAUUUGAUGGAACCAAUUUUAACCGGGAAGUGGAGAAGCUUAUAAUGGUUAUGUGAUUAUCGUUGAGAUUCCUAAAUGGGUUGUUGAUGUUUAUAUAUUUACAUUCCACAAGAUAGUUUUUCUACACCGUGAAAUGUAUUAAUUACUUGAAGUGUUGCCAAAGAUGGUGGAACUGAAUGAGCUAUUUGGCUGCGCGAGUUACGAGACUGAAGAUAUCGUUUCUUUCUUGCUUAAUUUAGUUGAAAUACAAGUAACCGAAUACAAGAGAUUAGUAUUCAACAUUUUUAUUGAAAUUCCCCUCAUUUUAUUUUUAGUUUUAAUGUUUAGCAUGAUAAUUUAGGUUUUAUUUCAGAAAUAGUUUAAUACAUGAUUCUUAUAAAUAGAAUGUCAGUUCGCGAGCAUUAGGUUAAUGUAUCUAUACAUUGGUGAUCAAAAGUCUGAGUCCAGUCGAUAAUUUUUCUUAUAUUACGGUAAUUUACUAUAAAUGAUAUCUUGUGAGUUGGAGAUAAAAACGAGUCCCCUUACGAAAACAGUCCAUGGACGGUCAUUAAUCAAUGGUGGAAUAGAAUUGAAUCAGUGAUGCUAACAAAACUGGUUCACUCUAUCCAACAAAAGUCAAACUGUUUUGAAACGUAAAAGAGGUCAUACAGAAUAUUAGAACAGUGGCGAUUUGUGUUAUAUCCUGCUGGUUCAACUCUAUUCUACCAUUUAUUAAGGACAGUCCACUGAUUUUCCUUCUAUUUUCUUUCCAUUUUCCUUUGCAGGAGUAACCCUUAGUCUCGCAGAUUUUCAUUAAAUUGAAUACGAACUUGACUCACAAAACGUUUCCAACUUUUCAUUCGACACAUAUAACCUCAUCUCAAUAUCUCUCAAUUUUUUGAAACAUCUCAUCAUUGUUGGCCCUCUCUUUGCCAUCUUUGGUCCAGAGAAAGACUAAUACGCAUCUCUUAUUCAACUCAAAUACCAUGAGAAUUAAGGAGAAAUCUAUGCAUGGGAGGCAUUGCUAUCUUAAAAUGCGCAAGUUCAGAUCAAAAUAUCCA
This is a messenger RNA of Dendronephthya gigantea, 4109 nucleotides long. Its product is annotated as ankyrin-1-like. The record is from RefSeq and is a predicted model, not a curated record. The transcript is spliced from 7 exons. Gene Ontology annotation, molecular function: protein binding. Bases 271 to 3114 code for a protein of 947 amino acids. NCBI's taxonomy places the organism in Eukaryota, Metazoa, Cnidaria, Anthozoa, Malacalcyonacea, Nephtheidae.